AUGGAGACCCCACAGUCACCGCACACACCCAUGUGGCACUCGCCAGCGACGACCACCAAGCUUCGCUCUGCACCACCAAGCCCCACCCCUACGCCCUUCUAUAACCACAUCCCCGACUGGAGCCCCCCCCUGGGUGUUGACCAUCCACGACGCCGCGCCAUGAUGGAGGAGAUUGUGAUCCCAGACCUCGACGAUGAUGACGACUUUGUCAUGCCGCCACUGAGCAGGGCCGCUUUCGGCACACCAGCAGGAUCGCCCGACUCGUCAGAGAUCCACGGGUAUCGCGGCGACCACUCGUUUUCGUCAGAGUCACCACUGCCAUCAGUGCCCCGCGGCGGCGGCGGCGGCGGGUCCGUUCAGCGGCCAACACCUGUGCCCAAGAGCUCGUUGGGCUUUUCGGCAUCGUCGCACGACCUUGCAGCGCUGGACCCACCCCCACGCCUGGGGAAACAGUCCAAUGGGUCUGUCACGUCGCUGGGUAGCCACCACCACGCACAUGCGUCAGGCAGCGGCUCGGGUCUGCUCAAUUCCAAGAGCCGGUCGUUUGCGUCUCUGAAGAAUGUCUUCAAGGGCACCGAUAAGGGAGGACCGCCGCCUCCGCCUGUCCCAUCAUGGGACUCAAAGCCCCCUUCCGCCGGCUACCCGACGCUGAAGAACCCCUUCUCCAUGGCCCCGCCAGCGUCGCCGACAUCCUCGACUGCGAUCGCCGCCUUUGGCAACAGGCCACGAGCCAACACCAAGGCGUCGGUGUCGUCCAUCACACACUAUGGCGAGCGCAACAAGUCGGUGGCCACCAUGCACUCGUCACAGCGCUCGUUUGGCGCCCGCUCGACGCGGUCCGAGGCGAGCUCGACGUUUCGUGCAGAAGACUACCCGAUGCCGGCCAUGCCCCGCAUCCCCAACAGGUCGACGCCGUCGCGCGCCGGCAGGCAAGGGAGCGACACGAGCAUGUUUGGCAGCUUUGGGCGCAACACGAGUAUCUCGGGCGACGACACGCUGGAAAACUUUGGCAAGACACCCGCAGAAGAGGCACUGAAAGUGCUGUUCAAUGCGUUCAGAGAGGUCGCCGAUAGCAAGAUCAAGAAGCUGCUGGCCAAGCCCUUGAACUCUGCAGUGUCCCUCUCUGCGGCGCUGGAACCAGGCGUCGACACGGCGUUUGACGAGCUACUGGUAUCGCUCGCAAACUGCGCUCGUCGCCACGCACGACGGGUCCUCGACAUUCUCAGCGCGUGGUGUCGCCAGCAGUGUGAACCCAUGCAGACCAACGAGGUGCGCAACCUGUUGUCACAGUCGAUGGGUCUGCAGUUGCGGACAGAAGACGCCGCCAUGACACUGGGUGCGCGCAAGUCGGCGUCGGCAAGGUACAUUUAUCACCGUGCACUGAUCGAGAUUGUCCGUGUCGUGCCGCCCGACGUGCUUGGCGAGGACGUUGCUCUCAACCUCGAGCACGCCGCAUUCUCCUUGUUCCGUUCGGAGCGGUCAGACGAAAACACCCACCGCCGCCCCAUAUCGACUCUGUUGGUCGAUUUCCUCGGCGAGCUGUCCAAAACCCGCUUCCUGACCGUCAGCGACCGCUUCUUGCGGGAACUGAGUGGGCUCAGCUCCAUUGCAUCGUCAAAGGACCAAGAGGCCAAGAUUGAGCAUAUUCUCAAGGGCGUCCGCCACCUCAAGCUCAGAGUGUACCCGGAACCCGACCUAGAACGGGCCGCCGAUUUUGUCCAGGACCUCUCGGCGUUCUUUGCCAACGCCCACGGUAGCGCGCUCAAGUGUGCCUAUGCCGAGACAUUCACCUACCUCCUGCACCCAGUCAUCGAGUCGGCCACCGCCGAGGUCAACCACCCAGUGUGGUCCAAGGCCAUCGCCGUCGUCCUGCAGCGUGCCAUGCUCAUGGCGACAAAACCCCGAUACUGGAGCGUGGCGUUCCCGCUCGUCGUCGUCGCGCUCGGCGUAUCCCCGCGCGAAGUGUUCAUGGAGCACUGGCAGGGCUGCAUCGAUAUCAUUGCCGCAAAGUCAAAGGACCGUGGCAUGCGACUGAUUGGCAUGAACGCGUUCAUCCGCCUGCUCUGGAUCUACCUCAACCGAUGCCCCGAGAGUUCAACAUCGACGAGAAAAAGGCUAGAACCGCUGCUGCGAGGUUAUUUCCCCCUCCAUACCCGCCAACUGCACCCGGACGACCUCGGUGUCGAGCCGUUUGUGACCAUGCUCCAUUACGUCCUGGCACGGCAAUUCGACUAUGGACAAGAGCUUGUCACCGAGUUUCUGCGCGACAGCGUCACCAGCCGCACGGCUGAUGGCACUCCGGGCGACAUUCUCCAUGCCGAGCGCGCGUUUAUUGCCGUUCGCGCAGUGACCCACACGUUACGGUGCAUUGCCGAGCAGCGCGCCGUCGUGUUCCCGACCAGUGCAGACUUUUCGCGGUUUGACCUCGACAAGUUUAGCUGCAAGCCCGACGAGCCGACCAUCAGCGACAGCCCCGAGGCUGAAGAGUUUAUGAAGAAAUGCGGCCCCACGCUCAUGAACGUCCUCCAGAGUUGUGACCGGUCGGUCGGCAACGUAUUGCUGUCCAGCGACUUUAUUACGCUGUCGGCCCACGCGUCCAGCGCCUCGUGGGAGAGUAGCGGUGACCAAGUCACUUGCAAGCAUGGCGACGUUCACGUCGCGUACCCGAAACGCUUCAACCCGACAUUCCGCCUCCUCACCGCCCUCCUCGAUGCCGUGCGCUCCCUCUUGCCAAUCGUCCCCAACAUCACAAACUUUAUCAACAUUCUGUGCCGAUCGACGUUUUCUGCCGAUCCCAUGACAUGUGAGGUCGCAUCCAGCACCAUGCGCCGCAUCGCAGACGACCCAGCACACUGCAUCGUCCUCGUCGACAACUACCGCCAGUUUGUCUUUGAGACCCGCAACGUGUUCCGCGACCACUUUGUCGGCACCCGACUGCUCGACUCGCAGCUUGUCCGCGUCGUCACGCUCUGGGUCGACAUGCUCGAGUCCCUUGCCGCCCACCAGCGUACAGCUGAAAAGCCCGAGCCCGUAGACAUCUCGUUUGUUCACAAGGUGGAAGCCACUGGCCUGUUCCUCCUCUGCUCGUCCAGCGUCAAUCUCCGCAAGCUCGCCCACCAGGUCUUCACUGCGGCCAGCGACCUCAUCGGCCAGAACCGCGAGCCGUCGGCGCCGUUUAGGUACAGCCGUCUUGUCAUCGACGUGCCGACCAUCUCGGCCGUCCUGCAAGUGUACGAUUGCAACACUACAGAAGCAGACUUGGUCACCAUGCGCAAAAUUGCCACACUCUCAAGCAACGACCGCCACCGUCUCGACACACACAAGGCGGCGACCAAGCUGAUGCGCAAGAUUGCAGAGAGCGACAGUCCAAAGGACUCGGCACUGUGGGCGUGUCUGCUUCCGGCCUUCAUUGCCAAGACUGCCGACCAGCUACCCAAACCUGUCAAGGAGCUCCAGUUGCUCAUUGCUCAGACAGUGGUCCGCUUACAAAACCACGUCGCUGUCACGGCGUCCACAAAGCCACAGGCGCGUCCCACGGGUGUCACUGUCAACCGCUCAGUGUCCGAUGGUACCAUGCUUGCCGACCAGUGGCGCCAGUACCUCGCCGUCCUGUGCGCUACGGUCGACUCUGCGGGCGUCGUGACACAAGGUUCCCGCAAGGACCAGACACUCUCUGCCGAGCUGCUCAUGACACCGCAACUGUUCCCAUAUCUCGUCCAGACACUCAACUGGGACGACCGUCGCUUCCAGGACGCAGCCGUCUACGCUCUGGGCUCGAUCCGCCAGUCGUCCCUCCGGUCCCUGUCCGAGGCCCUCGUCACCCACGUCCGCCGUCUGUCCGACUCGUACCGCAACUUUAACAGCCAAGGAGGAGGCAACUUUACGCGUCGACCCACUGCCCAGGGCGCGCUAUGGACUGCGUUUGCGCACGUGUUCCGCCUCAUCUCGCCGUUAAUCCUCGAGGGCCGCUCGUCAGCAUACCUCACCAACCUCUCGUCGCUCAUCCAGUUUGUCAAGAUUACACUCGGCCUCCUGGCCGACCCGGCUUACCGCGACGACUAUGAGCUGCAGAGUCUCAGGCGCUACUUUUGUAUUGUCGUCGACAACCUCACGACCGCCCUGGGCCAGCUCGACAGCAGCGACCGGUUCCUUGGCGAGGAGCACCGUGGCGCCAUUUUCAAGCUCUGCUACGACUGGUGCCACGUCGGCCGUCGUCCCGACGUGGCAAAGGCCCGCGAGUCGGCCACGCUCCAGGCAGCCGCAGACUCGUACCGCGGCGAACGCGACAAGGCCCAGUACCUCGACGACCUGCAGGCCAAGACCAAGCUCCUGUCCGCCGCAGCGGCAGAGGCCAUGGCUAGCUUGUGUCUCGGCAAGCUCAUCACUGCCGCCGACUCGACCCCGGCCGGCCAGGCAUCCGAGCAUGUCGUCGACCCCUUGACUGUCCUGCGCUGGGUCCGCGGCAUGCUCCAGACGUCGUCGACCGCCCACCACGACACGGCACGCAAGGCCCUCCACGCAUUGAUAAAGUACAACUGGGGCGUCGCGCGUCUUGCCGACGAGGUGCUCCAUCAGGCGUUUGGUGAAGGCGAGCACUUUUCCCUCGACUCGUCCUUUUUCGGUGUCGUCGCCGACAUGAUCGGCGAGGGUACCAUCAAGCUGCCACCGGCCCAGCUGGCCUGCCUCUCCCUCUCAAAGCUGGGCCACCCAGUGUCCGACGUGCGUCACCGUGCGUUCCAGCUUGCAGUGUGGUUGUUCCACGAUGCCGCCGACCAGCUUGCGGUCGGAGCCCUCCUGCCUGCUGUCGGAUCUGCCGCCCCCAACGCGUACCGCCAGGCCCAGCUGGAAAUGGCCACCCGUCUCGCCAACUUGUACCCCAACCUCGCCCUGCCCUUCCUUGCGGAAUGUACCGCCCGUCUCGGCCAGCUGGAGGCACCCCGUCGCCACGCCACCCUCAGCAUCCUGCCCCCCUUCCUUCAGGUCCUUGAGCUCGAGGCGGACACAUCCAAGCUCGGCCCCGACGAGAUUGCACGCGACCACGAGGCCCUGUCCAACCUCACCUACCUCGUGGUGCGGUUCACAGACGACCACAUUGACGAUAUUCGCGACAUUAUCGUCAGCUUUGCGGGCUCGGGACGUGCGCGCAACACCACCGCCCUUGUCAAGUUUCUCUUUGAACAAGGUGCCAAGCGCAGCCCGGACUUUGUGCAGCAUGCCCAGCAGAUCAUCUCGUGUCUCGCCAACUCGCCCGCAGCAGACAUUACAUUCGAGGAGAUUUACGGCUUUGUCCACCCCUCGGACAUGGCCACGUCGGCACAGGCCAAUGUGCCCUCGAGUCCCGCCACGUCGCUCGCCAACCUGGACGCAUUGUUCGGCGCGUCACAACAGCGCAGCACAAAGCCAAUGUCCCAGGGUCAAAUGGCUCUCCUCUUUGCUGGCGAGCUGCUCCCUCAUCGCCUGAGCCACCCAGCGCUCUCGUCACGCUUGCCGACCCUGCUGCAUGUCGCGUUCAUCCUCUGCGACGACUCCAACGCCAUUAUGCGUGACCAGGCGCAGAGGGUGCUCUUCCAAGUACUCCGUGCCAUGGUGUGUAACCUGACCAACGUCCACACCGCCGAAGCGGGCGACCAGGCGGCUAUUUGGGCUGCUGCCGAGCUCAAGACCACUGCGCUUGCGCGUAGCAGGGCUACCGCGUUCUGGAAGACAGACGACGCCGGGAGUCCCGAGACGGUCUUCCAUGCGCCAGAAAAGAUGGCGUCAAUGGUUGGUAAGAUUCUUGGAUCUCUCCAGCAACUCCAGCCCAAGCUUCGCCAGCAGUGGGGUGCGCUUGCCCUCGACUGGGCCACGUCGUGCACCAUUCGCCACCUUGCGUGUCGCUCGUUCCAGGUCUUCCGCAUCUUGUCGCCCGACAUAGGCCCGCGCAUGGUCUCAGAUGUGCUUGCACGUCUGUCCAGCACGAUUGCCAGCUCAUCGCCCGAGAUCCAGGCAUUCAACAACGAGGUCAUGCGCACGUUUGCGUGUAUCGUCCAGUCCAUCUCGCCGGCGGACAUGCACAACUACCCGCAGAUCUUUUGGUGUUCCAUGACGUGUCUCACCACCCCGUACGAGUCCGAGUUUAACGAAGUCGUCGACCUUCUCUCGCACGUCCUCGACAAGACCAACCUCGCCGACCCAGCCGUGGUCACCCAGCUCAUGUCGUUCCGCCCCAAGGACCUCACGGGCCCGCCUCCCCACCUGCAGGCACUGCUGCUCAUCGGUCUGCGCUCCUCCAAGACGGACAUGAUGACGUUUGACGUUAUCCGCCGCCUCACGUCCGUGCCCAACUCGGAGCUCAUCGACUCGCAAGACGACAGACUCGUCAAUGGGUUUGUGGCAGCUCUUCCGUGGAUGCUCCACUCGACCGACCUUGGCGAGCCCAACGAGGAGCUCGCAUGCAUGGCCACCGACCUGGCCGAGAUUGCCGAGCAGCAGGGCCAGGCGGGUAUCGCUCGUCUCCUGACCUCGUUUGCCCGUGCACGUUUCCGCACAAAGGACGACUUUAUUCGCCAGGCGGCGUCCCUCCUUCGUGAGCGUCUCGCCACCCAUGCGCUGCAGAUUGUCACGCUGCUCCUCGGGUUCGUCCUCAACCGCAACGACUGGAUGCGCGACAAGGCCUUGCAGAUCCUCAAGCUGCUCUUGUCGUUCCCCGAGGUCCGCGCCCCGCUCGCUCCUCACAGCCGCGAGCUCGUGCGCCCCCUCCUCCGCCUCGUCUCCACCAAGCAUGGCGCGCAGGCGCUCGAGAUCCUCGACCUGCCGUUCAGCACACCAGACCCUGCGGUCCCCGAAUCCAGCGACCAGCUGUUUGGUCCCUUUGAGUCGUCGGGCUGGAGCAUCCCGAACGCCAACGAACGGUCCGAAGUCACGCGCAACAAUGUCCACGCCGUGUUUAACACGUGUGCCGUCGAAUCGCGCGCUGCGUCGGCACACUUUUCCGUCCUCCAGUUCUCCGACCUGCGCAGCGGCCCCACAAACCCGUCCCAGGUCAGCCUCGAGCUGCCCUCCCCGCCCAUGUCCGUCCCGGACAAUGCAUCCAUGGGCGACCUCGUCGGCGCGCUCCACUCGCUCAACCAGUUCUUCGACGACGGCCUCGACGGCGGCAACACGUCUCCGCUUGCGCCGCGCCGCACCGCCGCCAUGGCGCACUAUGCGCGCGGGAGCAGCUCGGAAUCGCUCGGCGUCGCGCGCAUCAUGGCGCGCGGCAUGGUCCGCAGCCCCUCGGCCAGUCUCUCGGGCCACUCCAUGUCCGGACACUCGGGCCACGGCCACAGCCAUAGCCAUCUGAGCGAACAGGUCGAAGGGUACUCACUCGAACCGCAUCGCUACGAACCGCCGCGCUUUGACCACCGCGGCUAUGCGACGAGCACAGACAGCCACUCGCACGCCGGGUCCGACACCACGUCGUUGCCCCGCAUCGGUAACGGGCAUGGCACCGAGGCGUCCAACGAGUACAUCUAUUUCCCGCCCUCGAACGGCGUGCAGUUUGCCCAGGCGUACGGCAGCGGCAGCAGCGGUGCCAGUCACGGCCACGGCCACGGACAAGGAAACGGAAACGGGAACGGAUUCAACACUGCCAAGCGCGGCGGCCUGUACGUGCACGCGGCGCACAAGCCGAGUUUCUCCAGUGAGAGCGAGUUUGGCGCCGCUGCAAGCGACAAUGUCUUUUCGCUCGACGACUCGGGCGGCGAGGCGGCGCUCAAGGCCCUCGGCGACGACGACAUCCUCGACACACCCGUCCACCGGCCGUGGAACGGCAGCGACCGCAGCCGUACACCGUCACCGCGCGAUGCUCCGGUUUAG
This is a messenger RNA of Apiotrichum porosum, 7836 nucleotides long. RefSeq names its product Cell morphogenesis protein PAG1 (gene TAO3). The transcript is spliced from 3 exons. Bases 1 to 7836 code for a protein of 2611 amino acids. Gene Ontology annotation, cellular component: cell cortex; site of polarized growth. The record is from RefSeq and is a predicted model, not a curated record. Lineage: Eukaryota; Fungi; Basidiomycota; Tremellomycetes; Trichosporonales; Trichosporonaceae. Gene Ontology annotation, biological process: cell morphogenesis.